Molecule: messenger RNA, 10849 nt
Organism: Dimorphilus gyrociliatus
Lineage: Eukaryota; Metazoa; Annelida; Polychaeta; Dinophilidae
Source: the annotation of a GenBank genome assembly
AAUGCUAUUUAGUAUAUGCGCACAUAUAAUUGUUGUUGCAUUCUUAUUCGUACAGGUGAAGAUAAGCGACAAUGGAACUCCUGAACUGUACUCGAUAACAAUUGUCGAGGUAGAAAUUACCGAUGAAAAUGAUAAUUCUCCUCAAUUUUUUUCCGAUACGAUUGCCUUACAUUUACCUCAAGAAGGUUUACCGCUUGAAAAAGCAUUCUAUAAAGCUACUGCCUUUGACCCGGACUCCGGAAAUAAUGGUCGUAUCAUUUACUCUUUGCGAAACGUCUCAAGUCAAUUAAAGAACAUCAUAUACGUUGACUCGGAAUACGGUUGGAUUUAUGCUAGGAAGACUCUAUUACGGCUCUCAACCAAUUUCUUUGCAAUUGCUUCAAAUGGAAAGUUGAUCAGUGAAUCCAAGAUUCAUUUAAAUGUCAUCGAGUGUGCUGAGAAAAAAGACUUCGUUAUUAAAAAUUCUGGGCAUACGUUUCGAGUAUCUGAAGAUACUGAUGUGAAAGAGGAAGUUAUAAAAAUAUCCAUUGAACCGUCUAACGUGGAGUGCGUCAGAUACUUUUUAGAUUCAUCUAAUGAGGAUAAUAAUGAUUUUGUGAUAACGGAUAGCGAAGCUCCCAUUGUUCAGCUUUCUACUAAGCUGGAUUAUGAAAAGAAGAAAGUAUAUAAUGUUACUGUAUUGGUCACUGAUGCUCACAAGAAAGUAGUUGCCUGGUUCAAGGUCGAGGUGGAGAAUGUCAACGACGAAUAUCCUAUCAUCGAAUCGUAUAAAGUUCACGAAGUGUUUGCAAGCGAAUACGCGAAGAUCGAUGAAGAAUUGUACGAAUUAUCGGCUUCCGAUCCGGAUGGAGAUCAACUAGACUUUAUCAUAAAGUUCGCCUCUACGACUUCUAGUUUAAGUACAUUUGGGAUUGAUUCGAGGACAGGAGUACUAAGGCUCAAAAAGCGCUUGGAUCACGAAGUACAAACUGAACAUGAACUUGUUAUAAGUGUCUCCGACGGUAAACACGAAGUUCUUAGUCGGAUUUUAAUAAAAGUGAAAAAUGAAAAUGACCACAAACCGAAAUUUAUUGGUAGUAAAUAUUCGAUUAAUAUUUCACCGUCAACAAGUUUCGGAUCUAAAGUACUACAGGUAACUGCUAGAGACCCCGAUAAAGGAGAGGCGGGACAAGUGAGAUAUUCGAUUGUUGGCGGUAAUACUGGAAAUUGUUGGAGAAUUGAUGAGUCCGAUGGUAGCAUAUUCGCAAACACAAAUCUGGCUAAUAUUAAACGAAAAACGUUCCACCUGUCUGUCCAGGCUUCAGAUAAGAAGCAUUUUGAUAGAGCAAAUGUUGCAAUAAGCCUUUCUUCUUCUGAAUAUGAAUUGCCUAAAUUUUCUCAGAGAAAUUUUUACGCUGAUAUUGAAGAGAAUAGAGAAGCAGAUUAUCCGAUUAUUACUCUUCAAUUAUUGAAUAGGGUAUCAGUAUCAUACGAGAUUUUAGCUGGAAAUGCCUUAGGAAGAUUUGUCAUCGAUCCAACAACCGGAACAAUUUUAACGACAGAGCCCCUUGAUUACGAGGCAGAGCGGUUGCAUAAUCUGACAAUUCGGGUUAUGAAUUUGGCAUUGAAGGGUGUAAACGUGUUCGUGACUGUCCGAGUGAUUGACGUAAAUGAUAAUCGUCCCGUUUGGUCUCAAUUACUAUGGAAGGGUAGAGUUAGGGAAAAUUCUCGUGUCGGAACCGCUAUUAUAGCGGAAGAUGGAAGUCUACUGACACUAAAAGCUUUUGAUAAAGACAGUGGGUUGAAUGGUCAAGUAGAAUAUAGCUUAAUAGAGUCGCAUGUUAAGCAAAACUUUACUAUAAAUGAAGUGACUGGGGCAGUUUUAGUUAAUGGGUUAAUAGACCGUGAAAAACAAAGUAGAUUCACCUUUACCGCACGAGUAAACGAUAAAAGCCCAACCAGAAAAUUACUUGCACACGAAGAUGCCACAAUAAUAAUUGACAUAGAAGACGUAGAAGAUACUCAUCCACAGUUUGAAAACAACAGAUACGAAACCACUAUACUUCUUCCAACCUACCCGGGAGUUCACGUAAUUACUGUUAGUGCGACAGAUGAAGAUGAAACAUCCAAGCUAACCUUUUCAUUAAAGAAUAAGGUAGACGGCUUUGAAAUUAACCCAAUAACUGGCGAGAUUACAAUCGUUAAACACCUAAGCCAACCAGAUAAAGUUAUACUUACCCCUGUUGUGUCAGACCAGAUUUUCACUGACUGGUCGACAGUAAAAGUGCACUUGAAACAAUCUAAAAGCUCAACUCUAAUGUUCCAGAAUUAUGAGGCGAAGGUUGUUGAGGAAUCGCGGCAAGCCGUUGAAUUAGCAACAAUUUUUCCGGCAAACCAUCAAUCGGAUAUUCCCCUUCGUUUCAGACUGAUUAAUUACAAGAAUCUCUUUUCUGUCAGACCAUAUUCUGGCAUGGUAGUUACCAAUGGUCUUCCGUUUGACAGAGAAGAACAAUCUCAUUACUUUUUAGCUAUAGAAGCGCACGACUUGACCAAAUCGGAAAAUUCUGCUCUAGUUUUCGUAAAUGUUACUAUUGAGGAUAUAAACGACCAUUCACCACUUUUUGUUAGACAACCUUACAUAGGUUUUGUAAACUACAACCUAGGAGUCGGAAGAAAGUGCUUCCAGGUGUCAGCGGUCGAUAAGGACAUCGGUGUCAAUGGUGUCAUUAAAUAUGAUCUCGAUUUUGAAUAUUCGGGAGAAAGGGAUUACUUUAGUAUUAGUUCAAAAUCGGGAAAGGUCAAACUAAGUCAGAAGUUAAGCGAAAACGACGUUGGGCGAGAAUUCCGUAUGACUGUAAGGGCUAGAGACUCAGCUACCAAAUAUUUACAAUCGGAAGCGACAUUAGUAAUGAAAGUAAUUAACGACGUUUCACCGUCGUUUAAACAAACGCAUUACGUUGGUAAAAUUAGUGAGGACGCGGAAAUUGGAUCAGUCGUAACAACAGUAGAAGCUGAAAGCAAGACGGGAAACAUUUUAUCCUAUUCGAUUGUACAUGGUGACGAAUUCGAUGAAUUCGAAGUUGAUUACAACAUUGGUUCUAUUAAAGUAAAACGACCUUUGGACUACGACAACGAGAAUUAUAGAUUUUAUAAAUUAAUAAUAAGAGUUACUGAAAUUCCGACCAAGUCAUACCAUGAAGCUUCACUUCAAAUAUUUGUUGAAGAUGCAAAUGAUAACGCUCCUGUGCUAAGCUUAUCUGAAUAUCAAACUUCUAUAUCGGAAAGAACGAGCAUCAAUUCGCUCUUACUUAACAUAUCUGCCACUGAUAAAGAUUCCAAACAAAAUGCCAAGCUGAAGUACUAUUUCGUUCCCGAAGAAAAUGAAUACUUGCGAAUUGAUGUUGAAACUGGGGCGAUUUAUUUAAUCGAGAGCGUCGAUAGAGAAUCAAUUAGCCGAAUACAGGCUACAGUAAGAGUCUCAGAUUCUGGAGUUCCGUCUCUCUAUUCUGAAGCUGAUAUUAUUAUUCAAAUUGAAGAUGUCAAUGACAACAGCCCAACUAUACAAUCGGAUAGUUUAAAGGUGGAAAUAUAUGAUGAUAUUAGUCCAAAGACUUUCGUCUCUGUCAUCUAUGCAACCGAUAACGACAUUAGCGACUUGGGAAAACUGCGCUAUUCGUUCAUCAACGGCAAUCAAGAAAAUCUAUUUCGAAUUGAUUCCAAAACUGGUAUAAUUACAAUGGCUGAUGCAGUCAGUAGGAAACAAAUUAAAAAUAGUUUAUACGUGUUAAAUGUGACGGUUACGGAUGGUAUUUUCACUGAGUUUGCCGUACUUAACAUUAAGGUCAAUAAGCGGAACAGAUAUUUACCAAUAUUCACAAAGAAUGUUUACGAAACUUCACUCGAGAAUAGUGAGGGAAGAGACGUGAGAAUUUUGAAUGUUAGUAUUCAGGCUAAUGAUGCGGACGAUGGGAAAAUGGGCAAAGUAAAAUAUACUUUGGAGUGUGAGGACUAUUGUAAAUCGUUCAAUAUAAGAAAGAGAACUGGUAAAUUAAGCGUUUUGGGAGAGCUCGACCCCUCCAUAAGUCCCAUUGAAUUGUCCGUAAAGGCCACGGACGGAGGAGGUAGAGAAAGCAAAUGUCUCGUUAGAAUAAACGUAAUUGGUCGGGAAGAUUUAACCCCUUCAUUCAUCAUGAAAGAAUAUCGAGCUAACCUUAUUGUAGGCAACCUGCUCGGAACUCACGUCGUUCAAUUGAGAAUUGAGCAAGAUUUUCCUGUCAAAUACUCGCUUCUAAGCGAAAAUAAGAUAAUACAUAAUCUCUUUGCCAUAGACUCGACUGGUCUGAUAUCAUUGACUGUUGAUCUAGAUUCUAGUCACGCUACAAAACUCUUUCAAUUCUUUGCUGUUGUCGAGCACAGUCUACACUCGGAUUUAAAGAAUCAAGUUCCCGUUGAAAUAUAUGUCAGAGGUAUUACUGAAACAGUACCGGGAUUCGAUCUAGGAAUUUGUGAUAAAACGUUGUCAAUAAGAGAAGAUUCCAACAUCGGCAGCUUUGUCACUGAAAUUCGAACGAUCAAUAGUGGUAAUAAAUUAUCAAUAGUGCCGGGAAAUUCAAAGAGAACCGGAGCCGACCAAUUCGCUAUCAACGACCAUGGUAAAUUAACAGUUUUUAAAAGAGUCGAUAGAGAAGAAGUAGAGCAAUACGAAAUAACAAUUCGCGGUGAAACCGGUGCUACUCCACCCAUUGUGGAGCAUUGUUCAAUUUUCAUUAAUUUGCUCGACAUGAACGAUAAUUCACCGGAAUUCGAACCCUUAGUUAAUGAAGUGGUAGUGAAUGAAAAUGAAAAUAUUGGAACACCGGUGUCACGGCUUUCUGCUUUUGACCCAGAUUAUGGACCGAACGGAACUAUAGUUUAUACUUUAGCCAACUUUCCGAAUGAAUUUUCUAUAGAUGGAACUUCUGGUCAAAUACAUACGGCAGCGGUGUUAGACUACGAAAAGGUAACAGAGUACAAAUUGGCAGUGGUUGCUUCCGAUUUGGGAAGUCCUCCUCUGGCAUCAACAAUGACAGUUACAAUUAAGGUUAACAACCUUAAUGAUGAACGGCCAAAGUUUGAAAAUGAUCUAUACAAACAUAGUAUAUAUGAAGAUGCAGCUAUUGGACAAGAAGUGUUAAUACUUCAAGCAGUAGAUUUAGAUGAAGAUGGAAGCGUAUCUCAUUACAUUCUUUCGGGUAAUGAAGAGUCUAAAUUUAAACUUGAUAGAAGUGGAAAGUUAACUAUAAACAAGGAAUUAGAUCGUGAAAGAACAUCAGAGUACACAUUAGAAAUUCUAGCCACGGACUCUUUGUACACUACGACCGCAACUGUUAAAAUUAAAGUCAAUGACAUUAACGACAAUGAUCCAAGAUGCGAAGAGAAACAAGCUCAUGCUGCAAUUCACGAAGAUGUAAAUAUUGAUACAAUGGUAUAUACGAUAAAAGCGCACGAUCCUGACAUAGAGAAGAAUGGACAAAUAUCUUAUUCGCUUUCGGGCGAAAGACAUUAUGACUUUUCUAUCGGAGCAAAGAACGGACAAAUAGUGACCAAAGCUAAACUCGAUUAUGAAGUACAUCCUUACUAUAAUUUAACAGCCAAAGCUAAAGAUUUUGGUGGAAGAUAUUGUGAAACUCGAUUAUUAAUCGAAAUAAAGAAUGUCAAUGAUAAUCCUCCAAAAUUCGAAAGAGAUACUUAUAACUUUCAAAUUCGAGAAGGAAUUAAUAAUGGAGUAGUAGGACGAGUAUGGGCAUUUGACCCAGAUUUAGAUGCAAACCAGCUGAUAACUUAUCAAAUUUCUGAUUCGAGUAACAAAUUUGCAAUUGAUAGAGAAAAGGGUAUAAUAACUCUAUUAGAAAGUCUUGAUAGAGAAAAGAAAGCUAAAUAUACAUUUCAAGUUGUAGCGAAUGACGAUGUUGAUUCCCAUUCCAACUACGCAACGGUUAACGUGGUCGUUUUAGAUGUUAACGAUAAUCCUCCGAUAUGGGAAAGAGAGCUAUACUCUAUUGAAUUGGCUGAAGAUCUUCCAAUAAAAUCUAAUGUUCUUAAAAUCCAAGCCACUAGUUUGGAUGUUGGAAUUAACGCUCAAUUAUCUUAUGAAAUUAUCAGAGGAAAUACUGAUGGAGUUUUUACUAUCGAUCGCAAAGAGGGUACAAUCUUAUUAUCUAAGGAAUUAGAUUACGAGAAGCAGAAGGAAUACUCUUUACUAAUUCAGGCUGUCGAUUCUGGGGUACCGCCCUUAAGUUCAAAUACUCAACUAAAGAUAAUUGUUACUGAUAAGAACGAUAAUGCUCCAUAUUUUGGGACUAAUAUUCCGAUAAUCAAGCACGUACGUGAGGAAGAGGCGAGGGGAAAGACUAUACUUAGAGUAAGUGCCAAGGACAUUGACAGCGGGGAUAAUGGAAGAAUUGAAUAUUCAUUGAAAGAGUGUCAACCUGAACACCAUUUUAUCAUCGACGAACGGUCUGGCGAAUUGAAAGCAGUCGAGGUUAUCGAUAGAGAAAAGGUCACGCAAUACGAUCUGAAAGUUGAAGCGAAAGACUUUGGGAAACCUCGUUUAUCUUCUACAAUUUCCGUUCAAAUAGUUGUCGAUGAUAUAAAUGAUAACACCCCUACAUUUACAAAGAGUAUAUAUGAAACUGUUGUCCAGGAAAGCAGCGAAGUUGGCUAUAGUAUUGUUAAAGUAUCGGCAACUGAUCCCGAUGGAGAAGGACAUGCUGGCCCCUUCCGUUACAGCCUUUUAUAUGGUGGUGAGAAAAAGUUUCGUGUAGAUUCUAAAACUGGCUGGAUAACAACUACCGACAUCUUUCGUCCUCAUGAACAAUUUUCCUUUAAGGUGAAAGCGUUUGAUCAAGGGAAUUUACAUUCAACGGCUAUAGUCAAUGUUAAGGUUGUAAAAGAAGGGCGAAAUCCUCCAAAAUUGUAUGGCUUCAACGCUACUUUAAGAAUAUCUGGAGAGACUGCUCAACCUGGCCCAGUGGGACGAUUAAGAGCUUAUGAUAAAGAUCCAUAUGACGCUAAUAUGCUGAGAUUCUCUAUUCAUUCGUACAAUAAGUAUUUUAAAGUUGACAUUGAGGACGGAACUCUACACUCCUUGAAACCUUUAGAUCCGGGAGAAUACGCCGUAAACACAAGUGUUGCUGACACAAAACACGUCAGCUAUUCAAUGGUUUAUAUAAAUGUAAAGAAAAUAUCCAGAAAAGCCGUUAAAAAUUCUGUUAUUGUACAUAUAAGCGAUAUGCUUCCAAGCGAUUUCCUCCACGCCAAAUAUAAGGAAACUUUUAUGAAAGUUGUCAGCAGUAUUGUUGCUCCACCGGAAUCUAAUAAACAAUUAUUAUUAUUGGGAAUGGAGGAAGCUCAUCAUGUUAUUCUUGAUGAGGAAGUGAUUGAAAAGAGAAAAAGAAGAUCAGUUCCCACGGAUUUGCUAUUGUUUUUGGCUGUUAAACACUCGGAUAAAAAUUCAAUAAGGCCUGAUGAAAGAUACGUUAAUAAUGUUAUUCUUAGAGAGAAUCUAUUAAAUUUUAAAGCUCAAAUUGAAAGAGAUUCCAGAAAUUUAAGGAUCGUUAAUAUUAAGAUAGACGAAUGCAAAAAAGCCAAAUGCGAACCUUAUAAAUGCCUAACUGAAGUUGAAAUUGCACCUCAAUUGAAUCGGUAUAUAACAGAACAAGAAAGUUUCGUUUCACCAGGCUUAAAGAUGGUAUCGAAAUGCGAUUGUCCAAUCGGUUUUCGUGGACCAUCUUGUAAAGAGGACGCAAGAGAGUGUAUAAAAUGCAGAGCACCGGAAGAAUGUAAAAAAAUUGAUGGAGAAUAUUCUUGUGUGUGCCCGCAAGGAUUUAAUUGUCAGGGUGUUAAAGAUCAAGAUGAAGAACAAGUUUUAUCUUUCACCGGAAACAGUUACGUCGAAUGGAAGGUUGCUAAGUCUAUUGAACAAGAAAUGAUUCUAUCUUUAGAAUUACGAACUCUGGCAACAAAAGGACCGAUAAUGCAUACUUCCGGUACAAAGCUUUAUUCUAGUAUUAUUGAAAUAUCCGAUGGUUGUAUACAAUAUCGUUGGGAUUGUGGAAGCGGUAGAAAUAUUAUUAGAAUACAGCAGCAGCCUAUUAGUGACGGAUGGUGGCAUAGUGUUAUUGUAAGGAGAAAUCAAGAUUGUUCCGCCGAGAUUAUUAUCGAUAACAAAUAUAAAUCUAGAGGAAAAGCUGGGGUAUUAAGGAAUGACGUAAACCUCGAAGCCGAAACAAUUAUAUUCGGCGCUCAAUUACGACGAGGCACAGUAAAAUCGGGUUUUGAGGGUUGCCUUCGACAUAUUGUAAUGAAUUCCCAACCUCUACAUCCCAGUAUAGCAAUGUUCUCGAAUGUUCAAGCGGGUUGCGGAAUAUCUUCAGCGAGUCUUUGUCAAUCGUCGUACUGUUCUAACGGUGGCAUUUGCAAACCCAUACCGGAGGAGAGUAAUUAUAAAUGCUUAUGUCCCCCAAAUACCACUGGGCGGGCUUGCGAAAAAGUCAUUUCAGAUGUUAUAUCGGCAAAGGGCGAAUUUAGAAUUUGGCAAGUCUUGAUUGCCUGUGGUAUUAUCAUUAUCCUCAUACUUUUUGCCUUAUCUCUCGUCUGUCUAAUUAAAAAGAGAAAAACGAAAGCCCGUGAAAGACGAGAAUUGAUGAAUGGCAGUUGCACUUAUAAUAAAGUUGGUGAAGAUUUAGAUCCUGCCAAAUGUGAUCACCUAGAAUUAACUGUGUGCCACCAACCUCCCCCUAUUCCACAAAGGCCUUCGUCUUAUACUCCAUCAGACGUUGGCUCAACUCUAGUACCCAACGCCUUAGGGGUGGUAGAACGAGCGAAUAAUUAUUCUAACGAUGCAAUAGAGGAACGUAACUCAAAGAGGCCCAGGGGAUUACAGGCGAAAGGUACUUAUCCGAUAGUCGAUAAGAACAAUUUGAACAUCUCAUUCGACGAUGAGAACAUGAAGAAGGCUCAGAACAAGGAAUUAUCAUCGUCAGGAGGACAAAGUUCAUUCGACGUUCAAUCUGAAGGACCAAGUAAGUCAUUAACCAAUUGUUAUUGUAUCUUUUUGUUUUGUUUUCAUAAAUUAUAAACAGUUUAAAAUACGUUUAAAAAAAAAAGAGAGAGAGAACAAAUUGAACAAAAGGGAACUACUUUUUGUGUUUGUUUAGUUCUUUCUUUUUUGUAUAUUCAAUUCGAUAAACGACGAAUUUAAUCAUACAAAACAAUUCUUUUUUUAUCAAUGCACCUUCAGGAAACUAUUUCAAAGUACCAACUACUAAUAAAGGUACAAUACGUUUGUAAGAAAGGCAUGCCAAAAAAAAAUGAACAACAGCUAUUACAAAUAUCAAAAUAAAGAGAGCAAAUUCUACACUAUCACGCACCCCUCCCUCCCUCCCUACCUUCCUCCCUUUCCCCCCUGGCCUUUUUAAUGAAUGUUUUUUAAAUACUAACUCUUAUUUACAUUUAUCCUUAUUCUUUUACAAUUCGGCAUGGCUGAUUUAUUUAAAUAGCUACUUAUUUAUUUCUUUUUUGACAUAUAUAUUAAUAUAUAUAUCAGUUUAUUUAAGUAAGACUAGUUUAUUUAUCCUCAUCAGUUUGGCUUUUCUUAUUAUCUAGGUUUAGACGAUUUUAAUAUUAAAAAUUCAUUAUAUUUUGCUUUUAUUCUCCCUUAUUCACAUAUAUUUAAAUAUUUAUCUUUGGCAUCUUUUUAAUAUCAUUCACAUGAUCGCUAAACUAUAUUAAAAUAUUUUAAUAAUUGUUAAAUUGAUUUUAGCCUAUGCGUGGGAUACUUCUGAUUGGGCGAGAUCUAGGGAUCCUUUACCACAAAUUACUCAGAUAUCAGGUAGCGUUGUUCCUGAUUCGUGUCCGCCGUCUCCUAAAGGAUCAAUCCUUCAACAUAAGAUAACCGAUGAUGAUUACGCGACGGAUGGCGGCUUUGCCGAAGGUCAUUUUGCCUGCGAUGAAUCACUUUUGGGUGACACAGACGAUGAUUUAGAUGAUGAAUUUCGUAAUAUGACCUUAGAUUUAAAAGUUCGUACCGAUAUGCUGAAUUCGGACGAUCUCCAAUAUGGUUUUCCUAUAAAACCGAUGGCUCCGUUAACCUACGACGACUAUGUUUCAACGGAUGGUUUAGCAGUAAGUGAUGAUGAUAAUAAUGAUAAUGAUCAGCGUAUAAGCCAAUUAUCUGACGAAGAUAACGACGACGAAGGUCGUUCAGAUCUAGCGUUAUUGCCAGCAGCAAAGCAAACCCAGGUGUAAGAAAUUAAAAUGUGCUCAACAAUAUUACCUUUUUUUUUUGUUUUGUAUGAAAAAGCUUUUGUUUGCUUAAACAAAAAGAAACAACUUCAAAAAUAAGCUAAAACAGGCAAUUUGGUGCUGUUUUUAUUUUUUUAAAUACUUAUAUAAACACAUAUACUAAAGGAAAGGAAAGUUUUUUUUUUCAAUGAAUGCUGAUCAACAAACGAAUAAUCAAUUUGCGUUAGAAAACCUGCAUGAAAUUUUUUUCUUUUGGAGGAGAUAAGGAAAAAAAUAAUUAAGUUAAAAAUUAUAAAGGAUUGUUUUCGCAAAAAUGGUGCUAAAUACUAUGUUCGAUUUUCUGAAAAAUGGAAAUUUCUUAGCCUAGUCUUCAUUUUUUAUUACUUUUUAUUUUAAAAUCUAUCUAUAUACAUGUCUUUUAUAUGUUAAAAAAAACAAAACAAGAAGAGAUGUUCAUGCAUGCAUACACAGCAUGAAUUAUAGUGUGUAAAUAUUGCAUAUACAUUAUCGUCUUUUUAUAUUUAUACGUUGUUUUUUUUUUAUACUAUUUCUUUGUAUUCACCUUUUUUUUGUGUGUGUAAAUUGA